UUGUAAUGUGUGAAUAACCGCGAAAUGACCGACACACACUCCAGAAAUCACCUGGACGUAUUUCCGUCCUGCUGGAUAAUGUAUAUGUGAAUAAAGUGCGACGUGUUUGCUCUGUACGUCAGGUGUACUAGAAUGUUCUGUGUAGGCAACGAGUCGGACUUCAAGUUCAGGGCAGGUGUUGCGCAUGCGCAGAACAUCCUUCUGGAUAUUUCCUCACGUGGAGCUCUCCUCCCUUCAGUGCGUUACAUCCACGCUCGCGAGGAAACCGGGGUGCAUCUCCACGCAGACGGUCGGACCGCUCACACGCACAGACAUGGCCUUCAGAAAAUUCCUCCCCCUGUUUGACCGCGUGCUGGUGGAGCGCUUUACCGCAGAGACAGUAACGAAGGGUGGCAUCAUGCUGCCAGAAAAGUCUCAAGGCAAGGUGCUGCAGGCCACGGUGGUGGCAGUAGGACCCGGCUCCGUCAAUCAGGAUUUCUACAACUGGCCGGAUGAAUCAUUUGAGGAGAUGGACAGCACCCUGGCUGUCCAACAGUACAUUCAGCAGAACAUUAGAUCAGACUGUUCCAACGUCGACAAGAUCCUGGAACCUCCAGAGGGUCAGGACGAGGGGGUGUGGAAGUACGAGCACCUCAGGCAGUUCUGUCUGGAGCUCAAUGGAUUAGCUGUAAAACUACAGAGCGAGUGCCAUCCAGACACCUGCACCCAGAUGACAGCCACAGAGCAGUGGAUCUUUUUAUGUGCUGCCCACAAGACACCCAAAGAGUGCCCUGCCAUUGAUUACACCAGGCACACGCUGGACGGAGCUGCCUGUCUUCUCAAUAGCAACAAAUACUUCCCCAGCAGGGUGAGCAUCAAGGAGUCAUCAGUGGCCAAACUGGGCUCUGUCUGUCGUCGCAUCUAUAGGAUAUUCUCUCAUGCCUACUUCCAUCACCGCCAGAUAUUUGACAAGUAUGAGAAUGAAACGUUCCUGUGUCACCGGUUCACGCGCUUUGUCAUGAAGUACAACCUGAUGUCCAAGGACAACCUGAUCGUGCCCAUUCUGGAGGAGGAGGCGCAGAACACCUCAUCAGCUGGGGAGAGCGAGGCUUAGGACACAGCUGCUGCCAUAAGGGAGACCCAUGUAAAAACACACACCAUCACAGAGGAGACACACAGAACACACACACACACACACACACACGUAUAUGUACACACUACAGUGUAUUAAGGCUCCUGUCUAGUAACACUGUCCAUGUCCCUCCACCCUCGUCACCUGUGUCUAUCUCAAAGGAAGUAAGGGUAAAGAACACCAGGAGCAGAGUUCAGCCAUGCCUGCAGGACGACAUGAUGUCACGCUGUGACUUAGCUGUUUGUCAUACAGUCCUGCUCUCACACUACUCCUUUAGGGAAGCCCUUCUCCUUAAUCCUCUUUAAGCAGCUGGAUUUGCAAAAACCUAUGUAAUCAUGGUGACCUGUAUUGUUGACAAAGGCACACACUGACAGCCGCCCCCCCCUGUAUAUAACCCCACUCCCCCUUCCUCCCUCUCUCUUAAUUCACUAUCAUGUUUUUCUGAUGGUGCUUCACUCUUUUGUGUCUGCUUCUGUUUCUCUGUUCACUCGUGUUGCCUACCAGCCUGUUCGGGGGUGUCCCAUCAAAUGGAUCACUAAAUUAGCCUGCUGACUUAAUAAUGCUAUUAAAACACAAUGUUAGGUAUGUGUGGCUCGUGUGGUAGUGAACAAAGACAAACGUAAUCUCUAGCUUUGUAUGUGUACUAGCAGUCAGAUUCUUUCUGUGUGGCCUCUGAGGUGAACCUUCAGAGUGUUUAGGAAGGCUUGUUGGCUAACUCUGAUCCUGCUUUGUGACAUGCCCCCAUUUUAAUACUGUGUAAAUAAUGUGCCUGAUAUUCCCCCCUUCCUUACAUGACAACCACAACUGUACGGGCACAGACUGAGCUGCUGUAAGCCAGUUCUUACUGCUUUAAGCAUUACAUGAGUCAAUACCACAGGAAGGCAGGAAUAUCAGCAACAUUUCAGUACAUCGGAGCACAACCUCCCUUCUUUUACCCUCUCUCUCAUUAAGUUAUUUUGUGGGAGGAGUCUUGUCAAUCCAACCCACUUUUUUUUUUAAUGGACUAAAAAAUUUUGUUACUGUUGACAUUUUCAUGAUGUCUGUUAAUAAAAAAGACCUAUUAUUCA
Larimichthys crocea (large yellow croaker) is the source of this 2178-nucleotide messenger RNA. RefSeq names its product MOB-like protein phocein. Gene Ontology annotation, molecular function: metal ion binding; protein-folding chaperone binding; ATP binding. The record is from RefSeq and is a predicted model, not a curated record. Lineage: Eukaryota; Metazoa; Chordata; Actinopteri; Sciaenidae. The coding region runs from base 185 to 1093 and encodes 302 amino acids. The transcript is spliced from 9 exons. Gene Ontology annotation, cellular component: mitochondrial matrix; mitochondrion.